Messenger RNA from Gossypium raimondii (Peruvian cotton), 540 nucleotides. RefSeq lists its product as uncharacterized. Gene Ontology annotation, molecular function: RNA-DNA hybrid ribonuclease activity; nucleic acid binding. The coding region runs from base 1 to 540 and encodes 179 amino acids. The transcript has a single exon. NCBI's taxonomy places the organism in Eukaryota, Viridiplantae, Streptophyta, Magnoliopsida, Malvales, Malvaceae. The record is from RefSeq and is a predicted model, not a curated record.
AUGACCCAAUGGAAGAUUCUACGUUCUGAAUUUGAUAUAAUCUAUGUGAACCAGAAGGUAGUAAAAGGGAGUGCAAUAACAGAUUUUCUAGCCAGUAGAGCUCUAGAAUAUUACGAGCCCUUGAACUUUGAUUUCCCAAAUAAAGAUCUGAUGUAUUUUGCAACCAUUGAAGAAGAUGCUCAAGACGAACAUCCUUGGAAACUAAAUUUUGAUGAGGCCUCCAACGCUAUGGGUAAUGGAAUCGGGGCAGUCCUAGUAUCCCCAAACGGAGAUCAUUAUCUCUUUAAAAGUAAAUUGGAUUUUGAUUGCAUGAAAAAUAUGGCGGAAUAUGAAGCACGCAUCAUGGGUAUCCUUGCAGCCAUAAAAUGCAAGAUCAAAGUAUUGGAGGUAUAUGGGGAUUCCGCACUAGUGAUCUAUAAACUCAAAGUUGAAUGGGAGACAAAAGAUCCCAAGUUGAUUGAGUAUAGAAGGCUGGUCUGGGAGUUAAUUAAAGAGUUUAAUGACAUCACCUUCUGUUACCUCCUGCGAGAUAAAAAUUAA